Sphaeroforma arctica JP610 is the source of this 563-nucleotide messenger RNA. RefSeq lists its product as hypothetical. The annotation marks the transcript as partial. Gene Ontology annotation, cellular component: plasma membrane. The transcript has 5 exons. The record is from RefSeq and is a predicted model, not a curated record. Gene Ontology annotation, biological process: positive regulation of GTPase activity; Ras protein signal transduction. Gene Ontology annotation, molecular function: guanyl-nucleotide exchange factor activity. Lineage: Eukaryota; Ichthyosporea; Ichthyophonida.
AUGGCCACGUACAACUUAACCAUACAACAGCCACCGCCAAAGCCACUGGUGGACGUUAAUUUCAAGAAGAUCUCCAACGUUACGGACAUCGAUCCGCUGGAAGUAGCACGACAACUGACUAUGGUUGAGUGGGACAUCUUCAGAAAGAUCAAGCCAAAGGAAACCAUGAGCCUCUCGUGGAACAUCAAGGAGAAGCAGCACCUCUCACGCAACAUCCUCAACAUGAUCAAUCGAGCCAACGAGAUGGCCAUUUGGGUAGCUACGUUGAUCCUGCAGUGCACGUCCACAAAGAAACGAGUCAACACUAUCAAAUACCUUGUUACACUGGCAGAGAAAUGUCUCGAACUCAACAACUUCAAUUCUGUCUUCACAAUUGUGGCGUCGCUGAGCAGUUCGUCUAUCACUCGACUCAAGAAGACGUGGGCGGAGGUUCCGGAUAUAAUACUAGGUGCACUAGACGCCUUGAAGCAGCUGGUGUCAGACGCGAACAACUACAAGGUCUACCGCACACAUCUGCAGGGGUUGAUAGACACUCCCUGUAUUCCCUUCCUGGGUAUGUGGCU